Messenger RNA from Spirometra erinaceieuropaei, 609 nucleotides. The record is from the annotation of a GenBank genome assembly. NCBI's taxonomy places the organism in Eukaryota, Metazoa, Platyhelminthes, Cestoda, Diphyllobothriidea, Diphyllobothriidae.
AUGUUCUCUGCCAUUCUGAUGGACGCCCAUCGUGACGAACGCCCUGGGACCCGCAUCGCCUACAAGACGGACUGCCAGCGCCUCAACCACAAGCGGAUGCACGCUCAGUCGCGUGUAUCCACAACCACCGUCCACGAACUUCUCUUUGUCGACAAUUGUGCUAUCAACACCAUCUCGGAAGGGGACGUGCAAAGGAGCAUGGAUUUCUUCUCCGCUGCCUGCGAGAACUUCGGCCAGAUCAUCAACACGGAGAAGACGGAGGUCAUGCACCUGCCACCCCCCAACACUGCCCACAAUGCGCCGCAAAUCACCGUGAACGGAACCCAGCUGCACGUGGUGGACAAUUUCACGUAUCUGUUCGUCACCAAGAUCGACAGCGAAGUAGCCCGCCGAAUCUUCAAGACCAGUAAAGCCUUUGGUCGUCUCCAAAACACAGUUUGGAAUCGCCACGGUCUUCAACUCAGCACGAAACUGGAAACGUACAAGGCCAUCAUCAUCCUGACGGUGCUCUAUGGAACAGAGACCUGGACGGUGUACAUGAAGCAGGCACGCAGACUCAACCACUCCCAUCUCAGUUGUCUUCAUCGAAUACUGAAGCUGAGGUGGUAG